CUUCUCCGAAAUGUGUUAUGAAGUUUAAAUCGUCCUUGUAUUCACCGCCAAACAAAAAAGGCACAGAUAUGUGUCAGGCAUACCAAUGAAUAUCACUCGAAAUGACAUCCCACAGUUUAAUAGUUGAGUUAAUCUAUACGAAAGUAUUCAUGCUUCAAUAUAAGUAUUGUAUUCUACCAAAACAUUGCGAUUGAGUUUCAUUUCAUACUUUGAUAUAUUAACCAUUUGUGCGUGCAUGGUAUUACUGAUGAUCAUUUCAGAUUCCCAGCAGAAACCACAAAGCCAAAAUACUCUCUGCCACGAAGUGAAGAGCGCGUCUAUUGCGAUUCCCCACCUUAUGCCCGGGUUCAUUGCUAUAUGUGGAGGGGUGGGACCAGGACGUUGACGUUAAUUAUUGGAGUCUUCAAAUCCUGUUGUUCAAUAUUGUUGUGCAACAUGGGUAUAGUGGCUAAAAGAUGGACGAACGAGUGACACGAGAUAAAGCGCAAUAAUUUCCACGCGUUAAUUUGAGCGGCUGGGAUUUUGGCAUUAGCGGUGAUCGAUAAUUAUGAUUCCGUCGCCGGAGGCACAUGGUAGCAUGGCGUGGGUAUUGGUUAACACACUCCAAAAUCCGGCUUUCAUAAGUGGCAUUGGAUGUGGCAUUUUAGUGAGCUGGUUAUGGAUGAAAUUUGGGAAGAAAGAGAAGGAGGAAGGCACGCCGACUGACACUAAAGCAAAGUUAACAGUGCCUGAAGAGGUGUCUGGUUAUGAUGAAGGGGAGUACAAGAUGAUCCUUGUUGUUAGAAAUGAUUUGAAAAUGGGGAAAGGAAAGGUUGCUGCUCAGUGUGCUCAUGCAGCGGUUGAUGCUGUUCGUCGCUGUUCAAGUGCCAAUCCUCAUAUAUUAGAAUGCUGGCAAGAUUGUGGUCAACCCAAAAUAGUUGUGAAAACAGAUUCUGAAGAAGACCUUAAGCAUUUGGCCACAGAUGCAAGGCGGCGGGGAUUGGUUGCUGCUAUAAUAACAGAUGCUGGUCGUACACAAGUUGCUCCCAAUACGAAAACCGUUUUGGCUGUGGGUCCGGGUCUUGCUGAUGAAGUGGACAAAGUUACUGGCCAUUUGCGAUUGUAUUGAAAAGGUUUUUCUGUUUUGCCAUUGUAAGCUCAUUGUGAUGAAUUUACUGGAUGUUUAGUGUAUGUUACUGAUGAGGCAAAUUUAAUGUGAAUGCUUUUUUUUUUUUUUUAAAUUUAAAUUUGUGACAGCGUUUUUAAACGUAGACGAAAAAAAUUGGAAGAUCAAGUUCAGUAUUGUGAAAAUUUCAACUUCUGUUGCAGUGAUUAAACAAACUUUCCCUCCGAUUGUCAAUGUGGUAACAAUUCUUAAAAUUUCUUGUGCAAGUAUGUGUAAUAGUGCUAACUACAGAAUGUAAAAUGGCUUUGUGAGUAAACUGUGAUAAUUAAUUAAUGAUUGUGAACAGUUGUAUGAACAAGGGACUGCAAAUAUUUUGUAAAUGAAUAAUGUAGUUGUUUUAGUUUUUUUAAUUCAGAAUUGAACUGCAGUCUUCUCAGUUUCUUUUGUAUCUUUACUAAAAUGUAUAAUAAAAUUAUAAGAAUUGUUGGUAACUUUCUUGAUUCAAUAAUUUAUUACAUUUCAUCUUACAUUAAUGAUCACAAAUUUUGUUAGCAAGAAGCUAUAAUUUUGUAAUAAUUUUUGUAAGCAUUGUGCUUGUUUUGAUUUAUUGAACGAAUAGUCCAGUUCUUUGAUUUGCCAAUUCAACUUUGUGUUAUUUUCUACUUGUCAUUAAUUUUAUUAUAUUUAUUUUGUCAGAAUGUAGUUUUGUAAUAUGUGUUCACAUACUCCUGUGUUAAGUUGCAACAAAAGUUCACUUCACUUUUCAUUUGAUUUUCACUUCAUAAGUGAAAAAAAAAAAUGAAGAAAUAAAAUCUUAUUUUGAAGAAA
Molecule: messenger RNA, 1933 nt
Organism: Gryllus bimaculatus (two-spotted cricket)
Lineage: Eukaryota; Metazoa; Arthropoda; Insecta; Orthoptera; Gryllidae
Source: the annotation of a GenBank genome assembly